This is a messenger RNA of Drosophila eugracilis, 11021 nucleotides long. RefSeq lists its product as uncharacterized. Lineage: Eukaryota; Metazoa; Arthropoda; Insecta; Diptera; Drosophilidae. Gene Ontology annotation, biological process: signal transduction. Bases 2083 to 8760 code for a protein of 2225 amino acids. Gene Ontology annotation, molecular function: protein binding. The record is from RefSeq and is a predicted model, not a curated record. The transcript has 14 exons.
CGCUAUCCGGUAACACCGCGAUUUCGCUCUGCUCUCUCUCUACCACAGGUUGGGUUUGGGAAAAACUUUUAGCCUUUUAGCCGCGGUGAUACAUAGCAGUGCAGUGAAAAUUACCUAAACUAAACGCUAAUGAAUAGUUAUUAAUCGAGCGAAAUUAAGCACAAUUAGAGGAGCGCGCGCGCGGUCGCUUGACGAUGAAAUAAAAUUAACGCAGCGUAAGUGCAGGCGACAACAACAACAAACGUGUGGCGUGAAUUUUUUUCUUGUGAAAAGGAAAAGGCGAAAAGUGUUGUAAAAAAAAGUGAAAAGCAAGCGAUAAAGGAACAGGCAACCAAACAUAAAAAAAAGUAUUUAUGAAACGAAGGAAGGCAACAAAAGAAAAUGCAAAUAAUAAUCGGCAAACAUUUUAUAUUUUACUAAAUAAAAUAAUUUACUCUAUUUGUUUGCCGCCGCCGACGAAGACGCCAAAAACAACAACAACAAAGAGAGCAACAGUCGGAAGAAGAAGAAUAAUAAGCAGCAGCAGCAGCGGAAACAACAACAAAAAGCAAUACAAAAUGCAACGUGCAAGAAACUGAGAUUUUUUACUCAGUCAAUUUUUUUUGUUUUAUUUUUUUUGCACAGGCCACAUUUAAAAAUUGUCGCGUUGUUGUUUUCUUCUCCCUCUCUCUUUCUCGAACGCUGCAACCUUAAAGAAGAAGCAGAGCAAUUACGAAAGGAAAGAAAUGAAAUGAAAAAGAAAAGAAGCUGUGUAGGUGUGUGUGUGCGUGUGUGGUAUGUGCGUGCCUGAGAGUGUGUGUGAGCGCGCCACAUGAGGAAAUUGCCAGCAGCGACGCUGGCUGCUACGUCGGCAGCGUGUAGAACCCAAAAAAAUAAAGCAAAACAAAAAAAUGAACCCAAAAAAUAAUCCACAAAGAAAACAUAAAAAAACACAGUAGAGGUCACCAUAUUAGCAUAUAAUGCAUGUGUCUAUCCGAAAAGUGACAAGUAAAUUAUUUCAAAGAACUUGAAUUUGCAAUUUCAAAACUGAUCUAUAAAAGAAAUGAUUUGAACAUCUUAAAAAAUAAAACAUAACAUUUUUCCAUGUUAUUAGAGAAAAGUGUAUUUUGUUUUGACCCUCAACUAGAUUUAUCAAAUUCCAAUUGUAGAUAAACAUCAAGGUUUUUAGCAGUGCUAUUAGUUUGACCGCAGCUGUAUGUUUUGUUUUUGUUGCCUGCCACUGACUCACGUUUCAUUGAUAAGAAGAAGAAGAAUUCGAGGGAGAAAGAGGGAAGAUAAUCUAUGGGAAAAAUAGGAAAAGGAUUGCGGAAUGUCCUAAAAUAAACAAACAAUAAAUCGCCUUAUCAGCUCUACAAUUUUGUUUGUGUUUCUCUCUAGUUUGCAAAAAAAAAAUCAACGAUAACUUAAAUAUACUAAAAGAAGAAGACAAGGAAAUCAAGAAACAACAAAAUACUUGGUUAAAAAGGCAGGAAACAACGCAAGAAAAAUAGUCUUUCUUUUUUCUUGAUGAUUUCCGUUUACCAACCGAUCGAUCAGCAAGAACAAUCCUUAGCAGUACUAUGGUAAUAUCGAUCGGUACGAUGGGCCUCGUGCCGCAGCCACAUCGAAAAUUUGCAACGUACCGCUGGCUGUAAGGGAAAAUCCCCCUCCCCUCAAAAAAAAAAAAAAAGAAGAAGAAGAAGUAAAACUACAAGGCGAGACUGCAGAUAGAGGAUAAAAGAUUUAGACGAUAGAAGAGGUAAACCAGGGGUGAAGCACCACCCCCGCCCACCGUCGCACAAAUGAGGGUGCCACCAACAGGUUGACCACCAAAAAACAAAAACAACAAAACUAAUAAGAAACAAAAUAACAUAGUAAUAAAAAAAAAAGCCAACCGCACGACAAAUAGAAAAGGCAAUAACAACACAGAAACCACCAAGCCACAAAGCCAGCCACCGAAAGAGAUAGAGCGCUAAAACAAAGCGAGAGAGGGAGAGUGUGUAAACAGAAGAGGCGAAAAACGAAAUACAAAAAGUGUAAAGAAAACCCCGAAAAAACCCACCUGAAAAUCCCGCUGGAAAACCACUAAAAGCCCGCUACAAAAUGUUACAAAACUCGAACGCUGCCGCCGCAGCGCAUUCGGCAGCGCAGGCGGCCUCUGCGGUGGCGACUCCAGCAGCGGCCGCUGCAGCGGCAUCAGCGGCAUCCGCAGCAGCUGCUGCAGCAGCGGCGGCAGCGGCAGCAGCGGCCAACAACGCGGCACUGGCGGCCUCCUCCAUCCAGCCGAAGCUCAUCGUUAUCCGCCGGCGACCUAACCAGGGAUACGGCUUCACGUUGCGCCACUUCAUCGCCUAUCCGCCGGAAGAUGACCAGGCAUCGGCGGCAGCAUCUGCAUCGGCGGCAGCAGGAACGAUGUCGUCCAACUGGCCACAGGAAGCCUCCAGUAUGGCCGGCAGCAGCAGCGGCAGCAGCAGCAGCGUCGGCGUCGCCGGGAUCACCGGUUUGGAGCCAACGUCGCCGACGUCGCUGCCGCCGUACCAAGUGAAAGCGAUGGAGACCAUUUUCAUCAAAGAGGUGCAGGCGAACGGACCGGCCCACUACGCCAACCUGCAGACGGGUGACCGCGUGCUGAUGGUCAACAACCAGCCGAUCGCUGGCAUCGCCUACAGCACCAUCGUCUCGAUGAUCAAGCAGACGCCGGCGGUCCUCACGCUGCACGUGGUGCCCAAGGAGUGCGAUGUCCUGCAGAUGCACUAUACGAGCAUUGCCCACACGCCGGAGUCGAAUCGCCUGACCAUGUCGACGCACUCGCCCUCGCUGCUGGCCAACGGCUCCCACAAGACCACAUUUCCAGCAGCAACACAACAAGCAGCAGUAGUUGCAGCACCAUCGCAGCAACAUCAGCAGCAUCAUCAGCAGCAACAGUUGAUCUCAUAUCCCGCUGUUGCAGCCGUGACCACCACAUCGCCGGCAGGAUCGCCGCACUCGCAUCCCAACUCCCAUCAUGCACCAUCCCUGCACGGAGGCAGUCGAUCGGGCAGCAUUACCAGCACGGCCAGCGCAGGCAUUACUAUCCUGAGUCACCAGUUCUACCCACAGCAACAGCAGCAUCAGCAACAGCAGCAGCAACAGCAACAGCAACAUCGUCAUCCGGCGCUGACUGGCGGCAGCAGCAGCAUCGAUUUCGGGGACAUGGCACAUGGACUGCGGCAACAUCAGCAGCAACAGCAGCAACAUCUCUACCAGCAGCAGCAACAUCAUCAUCAGUUCAUGCGUGCCAAUCAGCCGCCAAAUUUAACAGUAUUAUCAGCCAGCUCGGCAACGAACACGCCCACACCCACGCCCACCGCCCGCCAGCCCAAAUCCUCAACGGUCCUCAGUCAGGCAUUGUAUGCAGUCAGCGCGGAGCACAGUUCAGCUGCCGGAUCUGGCUCGGGAUCCCUUUCGGGUGGCAGUGAGAAAAGCGACCUGAUGAUCCGACUGCGUGAAUCGAUCAAGCAGAAGGAGGAGUUCCUCAAGUCGCCGGUGCCCGUCUCUCUGUCCUCCGCCUCCACCUCCUCGACCAACGGCAAUCAAGCGCAAUCCUCUUCGCCGGCACAGCAGCAGCAUCUGCAGCAGCACCAACAGCUCUUCUUUCCCUCGCACACGCCGCCAGGUGGUGUGCAGGUAGUGGUGCCUCCACCACGCAGCCGCCAUCAGGUGCUACUCAAGCAACAGCAGCAGCAGCAGCAACAGCAGCAGCAACAGCAACAGCAACAACAGCAGCAACAUCAUGUUCUUGGCUACGAGAUGAGCUACCCCGGUGGCAAGCUAGUGCAGCGAUCUUCCACGGCUCCCGGAAGUGUGAGCUACCACCACCAGCAGGUGCUCCACCAGCAACAGCAACAGCAGCAACAUCACAUCCACCAGCAGCAGCAGCAGCAUCGCCAGGUGAUGAUCAACAACAAUGCCAAGUAUCCCAAGGAUCUGGACUACUUUGAGACGUUGCAGGAGACAGGAGUCACCAAUAAAGUUUUCGAGCGCAAGUUGGUGUCGCACAUGUCCAAGGGCUUUGAUCCGUUCAAGCCGCUGUCGAUCAACACCAGCGCCUUGGAGUCCUCCGCCAGCACAUCGAGCACAUCGACCACGACCACCGUGAAAAAGCAAAGUGUGCUGUACGAGUCCCUGCAGCAGCAUCCGUUGGCCAAAUACCAUCAGACGCAGCACCAGACGACGACAACGACGGUGGAUGGACAGACAAGCAGUCGGAUGGAGCUGCACAAGGCGACGCUUGCGAAUGCCACCAUCGAUCCGGUGCCAGUGGGAUCCAGCAAGUUUGUGGCGUUGCCGGAUAAGCCGCCCGCGGGUUCCUCCGUUGCCACCUUGGCGGACAUUGCCGAGAGCAGUGCGGCAACCCUUGCGGACUGUACGGUGGGAAGCGGCAACGUUGUGCGGCGCUGCAAGCCAUUAUCCUCCAGCUCCUUUGACGAAGGCAAACCGAUGCGUAGGAUCUCCUAUCUGAGGGCCACCAACAAUGAGGCCGACUUCAAUGCGGAGGCAGCAACGGGCGGAGGGAAUGCCGCAGCGGCAGGAUCAUCAGCAUCUGCUUUGGCAUCCGUUCCAGCAGCUGCAUCUGCAUCUGCAUCUGCAUCUUCUUCAUCCGGUCCAGCACCUGCACCCCUACCUAUUUCGAUCCCCAUUCCGGAGGCUGCUGUCGUAGAGCCGCAGAAGACGAAAUCCCUGGUGGAGGAGCAUCCCGAUCCCACCUACGAUGUGAUUGGAGGCACUGGCGGAGGCCAUGAGUUUAUCGAGACGCCAAACGGCCUGGAGGAUGUGCGUCUAUCAGCCCAUGGGAGUCGCAGGGCCUCCAUGACCAGCGACAUGCGAAGCAGCAUCCACAUUGAUGCCGAGUUGAAUGGCAAGUAUGUGCCCAACGAACUGGAGGCCUUCGAAACGGAGAUUGAGAUCAAGUCCUCUUGCAUCAAUGGAAAGCGCAUGUCCGAGUACCGAUCGUGGCGUCAGGUGAAGCUGGAGAUCAAGGGCGAUCUGCUGCGCAUCUACUCAGGCCGUCAUGCCAAAUCGGAGCACAAUGUGAUAGAACUCGAUAUUAGAAACUUUAAGUUCUUCGACGAGUCGAUGGAUAAGAAGAAGUAUUUGAUCCGCAUGCAGUCGAAGCCUUCGCCCAGUGGCGCCCAUUUGGCCUCGCUGGGUAAUGAGUUGAAUCUGGACGAGGGUCACGAGAAGCUCCUGACCUCCUCAGGCAGCAGCAGUGCAAAUGAGCCCACUGCCAACUCAGGCUCGGCCCUGAGCGCAUCCACCUCCUCGUCCACAUGCAGUAGCGUUCCAUACACGGAAAUCCUAUUCAAGACCAAGAGCAGCAACGAGAUGAAGCGUCUCUUCGGACUGCUUCAGUGGAAGGACAGUCUCAACUACGACGAUAACGAGCAUCAGCAACAGGGCAAGCAAUUGGCGGAACCGCAGAAAACAGUGGCCAGCGCCAGCUACCUGGACGACGCCCAAGGCGGAGCAGCUGCAGCAGACAGUUCUCCAUUGAGCUCGCACUCGGGUGGCAUUGUAGAGGCUAGUGGCGUUCAUCAUCAUGUUUCUGCCCUGCCAGCGGCUGCUGCUAUUGUGGCGGCAACCAGUGACUCUAUAUCGCCGGUAAUGAAGGCCAGAAAGUCGUCUUCGCACAAGCAUAUACCCGAUAAGGACCUGGGAUCGCCCAAAUCAAAGAACUGGAAGGAUUUGCUUUUCCGCCGUGGCGGUAGUGGCAGCGGUGGUGUGUCCCAUAAUGACUUGGCCUCUCCAUCCGCCUGCGCAGCCAAGCAAAUCGGUUCCAUUGGCGUUCCCCUGCGCAGCUGUCCCAUGUCAAAGGUCAACGCGUAUGUACCACAUUUAGUAGAGGUGUGCACGAACAUUGUGGAGACGAAGGGCCUGGGCGUAAUCGGCAUCUAUCGUAUACCCGGCAACAAGGCGGCCAUAUCAGAGCUAUCCGAACUGGUCAAUACUAAGGACUUCCAGUUCGAGAGCUGUGCCACCGAUGACCGUUGGGAGGAUGUGAAUGUGGUGAGCAGUUUGCUCAAGCUGUUCAUUCGCAGUCUGCCGGAUGCCUUGAUGCCGGCCAGCUACUACAUAAACUUCAUAGAGGCGGACAAAAAGUUUGGCCUGGAAAGGAUUGUCCUGCUGCGUGAGAUUGUGGAGUCGCUGCCACGACAUCCCUACGAGACAAUGAAGCAUUUGAUUCGGCAUUUGUGCCGAGUGAGCGGCAAUUGCGAGGUGAAUCGCAUGGAGCCUAAGAAUCUGGCCAUUAUCUUCGGGCCCUCGAUAAUCAGGACGCCGAACGAUACUUUGGAAACGGCGGUCAAGGACAUGAAGCAUCAGUGCCGCAUUGUUGAGUUGCUGGUCACACAGUACGACUAUUUCUUCGAGGGAGGCAGUCUGCCCGAUUUGGCCGAGGUAAGUGGCGGCUCUGCCGCCGUGAGCGCCGCACAGCCGCAGCAACAGACGCAGGAGGACCAGACGAACAUGCUGCUGCACAACCUUUCGAAGAUCGAGCGUAUCACCGAACGGGAAACCACGCGCACCUCCCGAUUCAUGCCCCAGCUGAGGCGAAAGACCCAUGGCAAGCGCAGUGCCGUUAACUCGGACACGUACUCCGGCGAGAGUGUUCUGGUAAGCGGGAGCUCCUCCAAUACCACAACCACCACCACCACCACCCACACCACAAGUAGCACAAGUAGUAGCAACACCAUCACCACAACCAUCAGUACCACCACCAUCCAGCAGCGACGGGCGCAGCGCAAGGCUGUGCAGAGCAUUUGCGACCAGGCUCUAAUCCUGCUCCUGCCCACACCCGUUUCCUCCGUCUCUCUUCCCUUUCAGUCGCUGGACUACGCGAAGGUAUCCGCUUCGGCCUCGGCAUCCGCCAGCAGUACCGCCAGUACCUCGAGCAGCUCGACGCUCCACAGCGGUGGCAAGGCAUCUGCCUCGUCCUCUUCAAGUUCCACCACCAAGUUCAGCUCCUCGUCCUCGUCAACAUCUUCGACCACGGCAGUCGCCGUUUCUUCCUCCACCUCAGCGACUACUUCCAAGUUGUUGAGCGCCAAUUUCAAGAAGCGCAGCACGGGAGGAUUCCUGGGUUCGAGAUCCUCACAUCAGACGCGCAAAGCCAGCUUGGAUGAGAAGGACUCGGGUCAGUCGUCUGGCAGUCUAGGUCACAGCUUGGGAGUGGGUCUGAAUCUGGCCAAGGAGCAGCAGCGCAGUAGCGUGGACAUAUCGAUUCUCCUAACGGACGACGAUUCCAGCAGCAGGCUCAGCGAUACGGGUUCCAUGUCGCUAACGACCAUCACGGACACGCUGGAUAGCAAGUUGCGUAAUUUGCGCAGCGGCUCCGAGUCGAACGAUGAGAACGGAUCGCCCGAGUUUCCCAAGAACCGACGGCACACCUUGGGCCAACCACUGCACCUGCACUCUGAGAACAUUCCGUAUGCGGACGAGUCACCCGAGCGUCUGUUCCAUCAGUUUUGCAAUCCCCUGGACGCGGCCCCUUUGUCGUUGCACCUGAGCCGCUCCUGCACAGCCACCAAUACAAUUGGUGGCGAUGAGAAGCCAUCGAAACAGUCAGGCGGAGUUGCCCCACUGCCUCCAAGUUUGCUGAAGGCGGCGCAUAAAUUGCAGCACUCGGCCACGGUGCCCAUUCAUCAGGGAAGUUCUACGGCGCCGACGAGUGGUGCAGCCACACCCAUUGGCACGCCCACUGGGAGCAGUGGCGCCGGUGCAAUUCCCUCACGCAGCUCCUCGAGCAGUGUCACCACGCUAACCAAAAGCAUGCAUCCCAGAUUCAGUAACUAUAUGAGCUACGAGAGGAGCAAUGCGUCUGCUGGUGGAGCUGAUAGGGCGGUGGGAUCCGCUGGAGGAGCUGCCUCAGAAGACGAUUCCGAGGGAUCCACCACCAGCGAUCCUAAGGAGAAGCUGCUGCUUGGAGAACGUCCGUCGCCGUCGUUUUUUCUCGAGCGCUACAACAAAAAGAGACGCGACCAUCGGUUAUUUCGGAGUGCCAGCUUCAAUUGCCGGAACUACUCCACCCGGCACAUGACGACACAAUCAUCCGGCGGAGGAUCGGCGGGAGUAUCGGGCGGAGUAGCUGGACCAGUGGCAGUGGGUGUGGCCUGUUGCCAGGCUUUGAGUGCCACGGGCUUGACAAAGGACGAGAAGACUGACAUGAACUUGACCAAGAAACGCCAGAUCCAGAACAAGCAGAAUCGCUCCAUUAAGCGGCGGCACACCGUGGGCGGACCACACGACUAUUCCGCCAGCAAUGGCAGCUGCUCGAAUCACGCCUAUGGUCACGAUCUGGCGGCCAUAAACUACAAUCACCACAAUCGGCACCAUCAGCAGCAGUUGCUCAAACUGGGCAGCGCUUCAUCCGGCGGCGGAGGCAAUGGGGCAGCUGCGGCGGAGACGACGACCACCACAACAACCACUACCACCGUGCUGCGGCGCCUUGGAACAGGUCAAGCUGGCGCCGAAGCCAGUGUAGCAUUGCCUGGAUCUAGUUCGGGAUCCAGCAGCAAUAACAACAACUCGCCGCAAAGCGAUGGCAGCAAUGGCAACGGCGGUGGAGUGGCAGGAGUGGCCUCUGGUGCACCGCCAUCUGGUGUGGUGGUGGGUGGCGGCGGCGUCAACAACAGCAGCGGCAGCAGCAGCAACAGCAGCAGCACCAGCACCACACCAGCUGGCAACGGGGAUCAGGUCCUAGAAGUGGGCAUACGCAUCAAGAACUUGAACCGAGGUCGCUUCUAAAAAUCUCGAUCUCCAAAAACUAAACGUGGUUUAAACAGUCUGCUUAACUGAACUUUAAAGAACGCAGUUUAAACAAGAACUAAAGCGGCUUAAAACAGUCUACAAAAUGAACAUUAUAAAGAAGCUGGUAAAAAGCGUAGUUAUAUAUCAUAAUGCAGGUUGCUGCGAUGAAACCACUGGUUAGAUCCCACUUAAGAACCACAGUUUGCAUGAGUAUUAACAGGGUUUAAUAUAAAAACAAAAGCGUAACAAGAAGAUAUUUAACAAUAGUCUGUUAAACACACAAAAGCAAAACACACAUUUUAAAACCAAAAGUUUAAAUGAAUGUUAACCUGAGUAAUGUUGCUAAAAAAAAGAAAAAAGCAGGAUCCUAGUAGCAGAGUAGCCUGGCUUCAGCCCAGCUCUUGUAGUUUGUUUUACCAAAAGGGCCAAACUACGUUUAAAUCCGAUGAGUGUUUGGCUAUGUAACUUGAAAAGAGCAAGAAAACUUGAAGCUACUUCGAUUCUGUGAAGAAUAGUCAUCAUAAUCUAUAUUACUAAAUAUCUAUAUCAAUGUGCAGUUGGGUCUUAAAAGUUAACCAAAAGGAAUGUAAGAAAGCAGUUGAUGGCAAAACAAAUCAGAAGAGCAGUUAAAAUACGUAUUAUCACAUAUUAUAUCACGAUAUAUUUAUAUAUUCAUGUGCAGAUGCCCAGGGAGUUGUGUCCAAAAACCUAUGAAAACUGAAAACAAAAUCCUAUGAAAAACCAAGCAGACCAAGAAAGACCUGAUAACCAAGUGGUGCAUUCAAAAUAUUAAAGUUGGCAAAGAUCCGAGAUCGAAUUGCUUAAUGCACUGUAAAAAACAAAAAGAAGAGUCACAACUCCCAGGGAAAACAAAUCUUAACAAUGCAACGCAGAAGAAACAAUCUUAGAUGAAAACUAAACCGAGGGCAGGAAGAAAAUUAUUCGCACACACAAAAUACACACAAAAUAAAUGGGAACCAAGCAAAGAUCUGGGUGGAGACAGAGACAGAGAGAGACAGAGAUAUAUAUAGUGGGGGACAGAGAGAGAUUAUUAUAAAGGGUGACAAAGAGAGAGAGAGAGAGAGGUAGAGGUAGAAAGAAAGAGAGAGAACUAUUUUGUAAAACGUAUACAACACAGAAUACAGAAGAAUCGCAUAAAUAACCACCUAAUGUAUAGGAACAAUCGAAAGUGUCGCCUGUCCGGUCGUUUUGGACGAGUCCCUCAGACAACAAAGUUGUGUUAGGUCCUUGAUAAGGAUAAUAUUUUUUCGUUUAGUUGAGAGGUUUUUGUUUUGUUUUUCUUGUGUACCGGUGUACCUGCUGUAAAAAAAAAACAAAAAAAAAAGAGAAAAAAGGAGAAAAUCCGUAGAGAAAUCCCAUUUUUGGUGCCUUAAAUUAUUUGCUUUAAAUUCUGGAAAACCUAUUUUUCUACCAAAAACAUUUUAAACUUUUUUUUUUUUGAUAAACAAAUUUUUUUUAGAAUGCAAUUUUGGGCGGUGCUGCAGGAUGUGCAUGAUAUAUAUAUAUAUAUAGGUGCAGCUAUAAAGCUAUAUAAUAGAGAUAUAUAUUUAUAUUCCGCACACAAGCUGAUGUCCUGGCAGGCGACCUAGAAGAAGGUUUGAUCGAUAGAGCGACUAUAUGUCUACCAUAUAACGCACGAGGAACGGCAUAAAUUUACAUUUACAUAUAUAAUAUUAUAUAUUUUUGUGUAGUUUGUAUAUGAUUUAAGUUUGUCAGAAACAAGAACGCAUCAAGGUACAUGCAAACAUUAAUGAUUAAGCAAUUAGAUAGUAGUUGUAUAGUAUUCCUCCCAUUUUUUUGCUGUAUAUACGAUUUAAUUUUUUUGAUUUUAUUCACGAUUAUAAUUUAAAACACCGACCCCAACCCCAAAUAUGGAUAUAUAAAGGAUUAUAUAUUUUUUACGCAUUUUGUUUUGUUACCCGAAAGCAGAAACAAAAAAGAUAAAAAGAAAGAAAGAAAGAAAGAAAGAAAGGUAUAUAGAAGGAACCCCAAGCGCGUAACGUUGCUAUAUAAAUAUUAUGAUUAACUAAAAACAAUUUUUUGUUAGACUUUAGGUAGUUAUUUUUUAAAAAUUGUAUUUUCUAUUAUACAUGUAUACAUCUAUAAAUAUUUUAUUUGUAUUAUGAUUUUUUUUCAAACAAAAAUAAAUGUGGAUUUUCUAUAAUGCUAUAAACGACGACACAAUAAAAAGGAAACAACCAAUAUUAAGAAUAAAUUGUACAACUAUAAACCAGAAA